AUGUCUCCUAGGCAGUGGGGAUUUGAAAGCAUCAUUAAGGGUAUGCUUUCAGCAUUAUCACUUCUCUUAAUGCAACCAUCUCUUUCUAGAAUUCGGCAGUUCGAACCCAUUCAGCCUCCUUCUAAACUCGAUUUUGACGACGUUGACAACGCAAAUCCAACGUCAAUGAUGUGGAGCAUUAGUAAUGAUAUUGCUCCAUCGACUAAUUCUAAAUUUUUCGCGAUUACUUUAGACACCACUGGGAGUGGAACCUUAACAAAUCACGAUUCCGUCAAUAAUUCGAUGUCUCUUAUGACUCCCAAGCGAAUGGAGAACUCAACUAAUCCUCUCAUAAUUCCUCAAUGGGGCAAAAUGGCUGCCGCUGAUGGUGUCCAAUCUGGUCGAAUGGGACGUACUCUGCAGCAAAAUCAUUAA
This is a messenger RNA of Rodentolepis nana, 414 nucleotides long. The record is from the annotation of a GenBank genome assembly. Lineage: Eukaryota; Metazoa; Platyhelminthes; Cestoda; Cyclophyllidea; Hymenolepididae.